AUGGCCGACACUACACGGACGGAGCCCGUCCCCAAUGGUCAACUGGUGGACGAGAAGGCUGCUGCCCCUCCAUACUCUUCCCAGCACCUGAACCCGAACGGAAGCGAGGAAUCACGACCCGACUCUCUCGUCUCCGCGGACUCCUUCAAGAGCACGUCUUCAGAACUACCGUCGACAACAGAUACACCGUCCAGCAGCGCCAAGACGACCGCCGCUGACGAGGAAGAGUGGAAGCCACCCGUGGAUGGUCCAUUGAAGACGCCGAUCCCGAAGCCUCUCCCCUCCUGUAAACCUAUCCCAGAAGCCAAGCUCAGCCCUGAGCAGGAGACAAAAUAUGCAACAGUGCUCGCUGCUGUCUCCUCAUGGCAAACGCUGCCCUCCACAACCGCCAAGAAUGCCCCGCAAGCCCCCUUGGAAGAGCGCGAGCGCAUGUUUCUGACGAGAGAAUGUCUCCUUCGCUACUUGCGCGCGACAAAGUGGAAGACGGGAGAUGCGUUGAAGAGAAUACAGGGCACGUUGAGCUGGAGGAGAGAAUACGGAGCAGACACGUUCACACACGAGUACAUCAGCCCAGAGAACGAGACUGGCAAACAGGUACAGCUAGGAUAUGAUAACGAUGCACGUCCGCUCUUGUACCUCAGCCCGGGCAAGCAGAACACCAAGAUGUCAGAUCGACAAAUCCACCACCUCUGCUACAUGCUCGAUCGCAUGAUCGACAUGAUGCCGCCGGGUGUCGAGAACAGCGCGUUGGUGAUCAGCUUCAAGGGUGCUGCUAGUGGCACUGUCCCGUCGGUUGGUCAAGCAAGAGCGGUCCUCAACAUCCUGCAGACUCACAACCCGGAGCGGCUGGGCAAGGCUCUCAUCAGUGAGACUCCUUGGUAUGUCAACACGUUCUUCAAGCUCAUCAGCCCGUUCAUUGAUCCCGUCACACGGGAGAAGAUGAAAUUCAACGAAGACUUGAAGAAUUAUGUGCCUGCCGCACAGCUCUGCAGUACUCACGGUGGCCAUCUCAACUUCGAAUACGACCACUCUGUUUAUUGGCCCGCCCUGGACGAGGAAUGUAAGAGGAGGCGAGCGGCAUACAAAUUGCGGUGGGAGAAGGGCGGCAAGAUGAUUGGAGAGUACGAGGAAUACUUGAGGGGAGGGAAUCACCUCUCGCUGCAGCAGACGCUCGACUCUGCGAAAGAUGACAGCACUGCCAAUGCCGAGAAAGUCGCCGCGAGCGUUUCCAAGCUCAGCGUGUAG
This is a messenger RNA of Lecanosticta acicola, 1245 nucleotides long. NCBI's taxonomy places the organism in Eukaryota, Fungi, Ascomycota, Dothideomycetes, Mycosphaerellales, Mycosphaerellaceae. The record is from the annotation of a GenBank genome assembly.